AUGCUCUCCAAGGCAACGUCGCAGAUGACGGUCGAGGCGCAGCUGUCGCAGGCCUACCACGAAAACAAGGCCGGGGACGAGAUCCUGGACUCCGGGUUGAAGGCGGGUCUCAAGAACAGAAUGAUCAACCUCAUAGCGCUCUGCGGGAUCAUCGGACCCGGGGUGUUCGUCGGAAUGGGCAGCGCGCUGGCGUCGGGCGGGCCCGUGGGGCUGCUCGCAGGGUUCGCCAUCGUGGGCAUCCUCGUGCUGUCGAUGAUGAACUCCAUCGGCGAGAUGAACGCCGCGUUCGACCAGAACUUCGCGAUCCUGGCGUCCAAAUACGUCUCCAAGGGCUUCGGGGCCACCGUCGCCGCCUACUACGUCAUCAUCUGGAUCACCAACAUCAUCGCGGAGUACACGUCGCUCACCUCGUCGCUCGAAACCUACUCGUCCACCGUGCCCACCUGGGGCUGGUACCUCAUCUUCUGGUUUGUCUUCACCAUGUUCCAGUGCCUCAACGUCUCCUGGUGGGGCGAGUGCGAGUACGUUCUCGGCUUCCUCAAGUUGGCCUUCCUCUCCGGCUUCUACCUCUUCGCCAUCAUCUACGCAGCAGGCGGCAUCCCCGGCCACAAGCCCGACAACCCCUUCAAAAACUACCCGCUCAAGUCCGGCUUCAAGGGCAUCGCCAACUCCUUUGUCUACGCCGGCGUCUUCUACGCCGGCAUCGAGGGCAUCUCCAUCGUCGCCGCAGAGGCCAGAAACCCCAGAAAGGCCAUCCCCACCGCUGUCAGAAGCACGGUCUUCCGGGUCUUCUUCGUCUACUUCGGCUUGUCCAUCUUCUACGGCAUCACCGUCCCCUACAACGACCCCAUGUUGAACGGCGCGGACAAGGUCAUGCGCUCCCCAAUGACGAUCGCCAUGACCGAAGCCGGCUGGCCCGGGUCCAAGUACUUUGUCACCACCAUGAUCUGGAUCACCUGUUUCUCCUCAAUCAACUCCGCCAUCUACUUCGGCUCCCGGGCCCUCUUCACCUGGUCUAAGGCCGGCUACGGCCCGAAGAUCUUCACCACCGUCAACAGCAGAGGUGUCCCUUACGUCGCCAUCCAUUUUGUGCACAUCUUUGGCUUUCUCUCCAUCCUCUCGUACUCCUCGGGCUCCUCCGUGGCAUACUCGUACAUCGUCUCCGUCUCCGGUGUUGCCUGCUUCAUGGUCUGGACCUCGAUAUCGAUCACCCACCUCAGGUUCAGGAAAGGCUGGGUCGCCCAGGGCUACUCCUUGGACGCUUUGCCUUAUAAGGCCAUGUUCUUUCCCUGGGUCAACUACGUCGCCAUCGUCAUCGGGGUCGUGCUCACGCUCGUCCAGAGCUGGUCCGCUUUCAAACCUUUUGACUACAAAACUUUUAUCGACGGCUACAUCAUGCUUCCAUUGUUCUUCAUCAUCUGGUUCUGCUAUGACAUGUUCUACUUCAAGUCCGGCUUUAUCAAAUGUUCCGAUAUGGACUUUGAGUCAGGCAAAAGACCCGACCUCGAUGACAUCGUCGGCGCAGAGCUCGACAACUACUGCGGUGAAAGCGUCCAGGCUGCUGAGUCCACAACUGAAAAGAUACAGUAG
Pichia membranifaciens NRRL Y-2026 is the source of this 1590-nucleotide messenger RNA. RefSeq lists its product as hypothetical. The coding region runs from base 1 to 1590 and encodes 529 amino acids. Lineage: Eukaryota; Fungi; Ascomycota; Pichiomycetes; Pichiales; Pichiaceae. Gene Ontology annotation, molecular function: amino acid transmembrane transporter activity. The transcript has a single exon. The record is from RefSeq and is a predicted model, not a curated record. Gene Ontology annotation, cellular component: membrane. Gene Ontology annotation, biological process: amino acid transmembrane transport.